Prorocentrum cordatum is the source of this 3622-nucleotide messenger RNA. The record is from the annotation of a GenBank genome assembly. NCBI's taxonomy places the organism in Eukaryota, Dinophyceae, Prorocentrales, Prorocentraceae.
GCGAAGGCUGGCCCAUAGGCGGCAGACGGAGCAGUGCGCCAAUGAUGCCAUUGCGGGUCUCAACGCUCUCCAUCCUCCGUGCGAGCAGCGUGGGCCCAUCACGGCGGCUCAGCGGCUUGCUACCGCCACCAUUUUGAACGAGGUCAGGAUGGCCCCGAAGUCUGACACUCACUUUUCUCGCCGUGGAGCCGCGAAGGAGCUCCUGGCCUCCAGCCUGUCCUACACCGCGGACGAGGCACCGAGUCCCGUGGUAAGGUACGUCAGAUCCCGAGUCGACAUCCCAGAAGUGGGUGCGGUCAUACCUCCUGUUGAGUCGGUGCUCGACGGGAUCGGGGGGAGCUACGUGCUGGACUACGAGCAAGCGAUGAUGAAGACUCCUGACGAGUGGUCCCGCGUCUUGGAUAGCGAGCCGCCCGUCACUCCCUACAUGGACGAAGUUUUGAAGCGUGACCCUGUGGCAGACCACACCUUCAUCGGCCACCUGGUGAAGGCUAACAUGCUGGGUUUCACGUGCCGCCCGAAGGAUUUAGUCACCCCUUUUUUCGUGGCCAAGAAGAGUGGAGCACAGCGUCUCGCGUGGGGCGCUAGAGUGCCAAAUCGACGUUUUCGCGACCCGCCGCCGCUGGCCAUGGGGACAUCGGCUGCGCACGGUCGCCUACAGCUCCCUGAUGAUCGUAAGGAGGACGGCAGCUUCAGCACCAAGCUCUUCUGCGCCCAGGCUGAUGUGCGCAACUACUUCUACGCUCUCGGCCUGAGGGAGGAGCUGGGACUGUUCUUCUCGCUGCCGCCGGUGUCGCAGGGGGCUGGGUGUGGCCGUUCCUGCGGGUCGUUCCGAUGGGCUGGUCUUGGGCUUUUCUGGCUUGGGCAGCGUGCGAAUGCGCAUGUCUGCUGCUCUGCCUCGGGGCUCGGGUUCCCGCGGGUGGUGACCGAUCACGGUCCGGUGCCCCCGCUCGACGGGGGGGUCCCUUGCCUCCUCCCCUAUUGCGAUAACAUCAACGUCAUCGGCACCGACCCUGUCAGAUGCAAUGUCUUGAUGCACCAGAUCUGCGACGCCUGGAGGAAGCAUGGCGUGCAGAUUCACGAGGUGGUCGAGGCCACUGACGUCUUCACCAGCCUCGGCCGUCUGAUCGAAGGCGCGUCUGGGCGAGUUUUCUCACGGCCCGAGCGCUCCGAGCGCCUCCGCCAAGCUCCACUGUGGCUAGAGCAGCGCCCUAGAGUCACGGGGAGGGAGGUGGAGAGGUACGUGGGUCAUCUCAUUGAUCAUCUGAUGCUGAAGAGGGAGCUGCUCUCGAUCCUCAGGAGUUUGUAUGAUUUCGUCAGAGAUUGCUAUCUCGUGCGAGCCCGUCUCUGGCCCUCAGCUGCCCGCGAAGUCGAGCAGUGCCGUCGCCUGCUGCCGCUGAUGUCUGCUAACCUUCGGCUUCAGUGGUCGCCGACGGUCUUCGCUUGCGACGCUUGCUUGACGGGCAUGGCGACAUGCCAGACAACACUGUCAUCAGAUCUUGUCAAACGUAUCGGGUCAGUCAGUGAGAGAUGGAGAUAUCGCAUGCCUUCGGCUAUCUCGGCACGCCGUUCUGCUCUGGGAGUCCGUUCUGGAGGCUACGGGGCCUCGGAGGGGCCGUUCGACGUCUUCAGCGACAUCGAGACCGUCAAGGCCCCCAAGAGCACCAGCAUGGACCUUGGCAAGGACCUCUGGGAGCUCAACCCGCAGUUCGCAGAGGUGCCCGUACAGGCUCUGCAGGGCCCCCAGUGGAAGCAGGUGGUCUCGGCCAGGGCUCACGUCAAGGUGUCUCGCCUGCCCCGCGCGGUGUCCGUCAAGCGCCCAGCUGCCAGCCCCAAGAUCGUGCAGAAGAGCUUUUUGAAGGGCAGGCCGUUUGUUGGGGCGACGAAGGAGGAGAGGAUCGCUCACCGUCUGCGGGCCUCUGGGCCGUUCACGAUGGUGGGGGAGGACGAGAGGAGCUUCCUGGAGUGGCACGCGGUGGCGCCCGAGACCCAGGCAUACUACAAGGACGCCCUCGACGACUUCCAGACGUUCGUGGACCUCUUCGAGCUGCCGCUGCACACCGCGGCUCAGGUCGACCUGGCGCCGAUGAACUACGCCGACUACGCCUGGAGCAUCGGGCUCGAGAGAGCCGCCGUCCUGAAAACAUAUGCCGCGUACAUCUCGGCGCGCUCCGACUUUUCCCGAAAGGGGUCGCUCCGCCUGCCGCGUUUCUGUCGGGCCCUCCAGGGCUGGAGGCGCCUGGACCCGGGCCAGACGCGCCCGCCCAUGCCCUGGCAGGUGGUCGCGCUGGUCGCGCUGGUGAUGGCCACGCAGCUGGGGUCCCCGCACGCGGCGCUCAUGGUGGUGACGAUGUUCUGGGUGUACCUCAGGCCCUCCGAGGCCGUCGGCCUGCGCGAGCAGGACCUCUUCCCCCCCUCGGGCUCGCGCACGGACUACGGCUUCAACCUGCACCCCAGCGCGAGGGGCGAGUACAGCAAGACCAGCUUGUCGGACGAGAGCUUGCUCCUCGAUUCGGUCGAGGUGCCCUGGCUGGGCCCGCUGCUGGCGCGCGCGAGGUCGGGGGACCCGCAGGCGCCGCCGGUCCGUCUCACCGCCGCGCAGCUGGGCGUCAUGUGGCGUCAGUCGCUGGAGCUGGCCGAGGUGCCCACCAGGUACGUGCCCUACCAGCUCCGCCACGGUGGCCCGUCGCACGAUCGCCUCAAGAGGUAUCGAUCCAUGGGCGAGAUCAAGAGGCGCGGGCGGUGGGCCAGCGACUACACGAUGAAACGCUACGAGGCCCACGCGCUGGUGCAGCAGGAGCUUGCAGCGCCCCCAGUCGACGUCCGCCGCAGGGCCGAGGCGGCGCCCGCGAAGCUGCACGCCGAGCUCGAGAGGCUCCUGGCGCGGCCCCAGAGGCCGUUCGUCGAGCUCAUGUGCGGCUCCGCCGCCCUGGCCAAGGCCGUCCACGCCGCCGGCUGGGCUUCGGAAGGCUGGGACUACGCUGACGACCCGCGAGCCGACCUUCUUGAUGCGUCCCUCAUCGACAGUCUGGUUUUGAGGAUCUCACGGAAGGAGGUCGCGGGGGUGUAUGUCGGCCUGGACUGCAAAACGUGGAGCCGGGCAAGGAAGAAUGAUGGACAGGGUCCGCCGCCGCUCAGGGACGAUGCGAAUUUGCACGGCCUCCCUCUGCUGGCGGCGGCGGACGCUGAGAAGGUGAGGAUCGCCAAUCGUCUGCUCGCUAAUGUUCUGCGCCUGCUGGCUGCUGCCGUCGAGGCGGGAGUCCCCUUCUCUCUCGAGAACCCUCGCUCGUCUCGCCUCUGGCUGGUCCCAAAGCUGCUGGACAUGGCCCGCGACGCUCACGCCGAGUGGGCUUCUGUUGAUUAUUGCCAGUAUCAGGUCCCCUGGAAAAAGGCGACUACCUUUUUGCUUUUCAAUUGGCUGCCAGCGCAGCCUUCCCUCCGCCUGUGUACAGGCUGUCAAAAAAGGUGUAGUGCAACAGGUAAGGCACACAUAACACUGAAGGGUAAAGACCCGCUCGGUGUGUUCUGGACUUCGAGGGCGUGCCCUUACCCUGCGGCGCUCUGCAAAGAUCUUGCAGCGCUGGUGGUGGCCAAGGCCAAGACACUGGAUGGCAGUGGGUAG